Messenger RNA from Penicillium subrubescens, 1728 nucleotides. It is a transcript of the gene cps1, whose product is annotated as Gly-Xaa carboxypeptidase. The record is from RefSeq and is a predicted model, not a curated record. Gene Ontology annotation, cellular component: fungal-type vacuole lumen. NCBI's taxonomy places the organism in Eukaryota, Fungi, Ascomycota, Eurotiomycetes, Eurotiales, Aspergillaceae. Bases 1 to 1728 code for a protein of 575 amino acids. The transcript has 3 exons. Gene Ontology annotation, molecular function: metallocarboxypeptidase activity.
AUGAAGGGACUGACUCUGCUUGGACUGGCUUCAGUGCCAUCUGCACUGGCUUUGGGCAUCCCCGCCCAGCAAGUGUUGCUUCCUGGCAGCAUCUCCCACAGUCUCGAGACCCUCGACCCAUCUGCUCGCGAAACUUGUCCGCAAGCACCCAAAGUCGCCUCUCCCAAUGACGGACUCCAUUCAUCUUUGAAAUUCCUCAAGGAUGAGGCCUUCCGUGCCCUCCAGGCUAAGCGGUUAUCGCGGGCAGUGCAGGUGCCCACCACCGUUGGCGACUUCGCGACGGAUCCUUAUGACGAGUCAUUUGAGCCAAUCGUAGAGUUCCAGUCAUUACUGGAAGAUUUGUUCCCUCUAGUUCAUGCCAAGGCAAAGGUCGAGCAUAUCAACAGACUCGGCCUGGUCUUCACAUUGCAGGGUGCCGAUACAACCCGCAAGCCCAUCUUGUUCAUGGCCCACCAAGAUGUCGUCCCCAUCGACGAUCCCUCCGACUGGACGCACCCGCCCUUCGAGGGCUUUUUCGACGGUGAAUGGAUCUGGGGCCGCGGCUCAAGCGAUUGCAAGAACGUCCUGAUCGGACUCCUAUCCACCAUAGAGGAUCUCCUCUCGCAGAAAUGGCAGCCACAGCGCACUGUCUUGCUAGCCUUUGGUUUCGACGAGGAGUCACACGGUUUCUUGGGUGCUGGGUCCAUUGCCGCGGCCCUCGAGGAGCGAUACGGCAAAGACAGCUUCGAAUUCAUCCUCGAUGAGGGUGGUAUGGGUCUGCAGAACCUGGGUAAUGAUAACGACAUUCUGUACGCUCUGCCUGGUGUCGGUGAGAAGGGAAGUCUCGAUCUUGUCCUGGAACUCGCCGUGCCUGGUGGACACAGCUCCGUCCCACCCGCGCACACUGGCAUCGGUAUGAUGGCCCAGAUCAUCUACGAACUGGAGCGACAGGAGCUCUUCUCGCCUCGUCUGGACCCAUCGCACCCCUCAUACGGCAUGCUCGAGUGUCAAGCGCGGUAUUCACCGAACUUCGUCGAACCCUGGCUCUCCGAAAAGCUGGCCGAGGGUGACGCCGAAGCCCUUGGUGAAGCCGUCGCCUCAUCGCGCGGUCCAGCCGUGCGUUACACCCUCCAAACCUCCCAAGCCGCCGACCUCUUCAACGGUGGUGUCAAGACGAACGCUCUUCCAGAAAAAAUCUCAGCGGUAGUCAACUACCGCGUGGCACUACACAUGACACCAGAUCAACUCCGCGAGCGCGCCGAACGCAUCAUCCGUCCCAUUGCUGCUUCCCACAACAUCACACUGCACAUCGACUUCCCCGGCGUCGCCAACACGGCCGACGAGUUCGGUGGAUCGGGCGAUCGCACCCUCACUCUGUCCCCGCUCAUGGAGGCCCUUAGUCCAGCACCAAUCUCGCCAACUGACCCGCUCACCUCGAAGACCUGGGCACGAUUCUCCGGCGUAGCUCGCAGCGUGUUCGAAUCACACCCUAACCCGUUGAGCACUGCCGAGUCCGAGUCAAGCCCCACGGUCGUCGUCACCGGAGAUAUCAUGACCGGUAACACCGACACGCGAUUCUACUGGUCUCUCUCGGAGAAUAUCUACCGCUGGAGCCCGUCGCGCCAAGGUGGUGCUUUUAAUAUUCACACUGUGGAUGAGCGGAUUCGGUUGGAUGUGCAUCUGGAGGGUAUUAUGCUGUACUAUGAUCUCAUCCGCUCCUUUGAUAAUUGGGACGAGGAGUCUCUGUAA